CGUAAUAAGUCAAAGAUGUGAAAAAUGUUCCUGUCGCAUGCCGCGCGGUUGUGAUGAUUCCGAAUCUCUGAAACUUACAAAAUGAACAACUCGAAGCAGUAACAACUUAAAACUUAAUUACAAACCCACAACUAAGCAUGCCUGUGAGAACUACCCCUGUGGAGAGAUGCCAUGAAAAACUGCUCCUGAGACAUCGCACCAGCUACCCGUACCUGAAUUCCGUUGCGCCAUGUGGAACAUUACCAUAGCAAACAUUAUGACAUCACUGAAUAUCUACAACCCCAUAGACUAUUCCUGUCCUGCUAACUGCUCCGGCCAUGGGGCAUGCCUAAAUGGAUCAUGCAUCUGUGUUGUUCAGUUCCAGGGCGGUGAAUGUGACGAGUACAACAAUACCUACUUCAUUGCAUUUGGAUCAGUAUUUUAUCUUCUGUGUUGCGUAUCCACCAUCCAAUUGAUUUUGUGCAUGCGCUCCGAGUUCCAGCGUGCCAAGACGCACUCACUGUCUGCAGCAUGUCGCAUCACAACCCAGAAGACUCUCUACAUCAUGGUAAUACUUGCUACCUUCAGCAGAGGACUCUACUUUACACUAUUGAAAUACAUUCCUAAUCACUGGGCAGCAAACAUCUUGAGCAUGUACUACCCGUUCCUCCUGUCCAGCUGCUCUCUAUGUGUCUGCUUCUGGGCUGAGGCAUUCCACAUCACCAACAAGAGCUACGAACGACCAGGAUCCCUGUCCAAGUCCCUGGUCUACUUCUUGAUCUUCAACGUGUUCCUGUAUGCUGCCCUCAUUGCCCAGUUUGUCGCGUCCGAGAUGGUCCCUGACCGGACCUACCUACUGAAGGUGGUCCAGGGCUUCUUUGGGAGUCUCAUCUUCAUCGAGGUCAUCCUCUUUCUGGCCUAUGGAGUGGAGGUCUAUUUCAAGGUAAAGGGAGCCUUUGCGAAUGCCAGCUCCUCCUUUGACCCCCGAACCUUGCAUCUCUCCCGCUUUGGCCUCCUCUUUCAAGGAACACUCCAGAUCAUCACGGCAUUCUUCCUCAUGAUGAGUGUCACCGAAGCCAAGUGGAAUGAGAGCAUCCCUCUCCUGCAGCGGAACUCAUACGUGAUCGUCUUUCGUAUCGUUGAGCUAGCCAUGGUGAUGUGGUUCCCUUGUGUCCUCUGGAAUUGUAGAAGUCCUGAAAAGCUGUGGAUUUUGAACCCAAAGAGAAUCCUGAGAGAAAACACGGAUGAAGAACAAGUCACACCACCUACUCAGCCGAUCCAGACAGAGCGACGUGAGGAAACAAACCUUUUGAGCUGCAGGAGGAAGCAAGAGCCAUCGACAAGCACAAGCUCUAAUUACCAGAGUACAGAAACCCGUAGCAGAAGUGGCACUGACCCGGAGUGUUGGAUCUGCUACGACCGAGACAACCCUGAUCUUGGCCCCCUCAUCACACCCUGCACCUGUAAAGGAGAUGUAGCGUUUGUCCAUCAUGAAUGUCUCAGAAGAUGGAUGCUAGAACUUGAUGACAGCCCAGAACUCAUCAAAUGUAAAGUCUGCAAGAAUACUUACGACCUGAAGCAGGGCAAAGUUCAUCUGUACCAGGGCCUGAGCUCCAGGGACGCGACCUUCUGCUUCCUGGCCUUCUUUGCCAUGGGAGGGGGACCAGGAGCAGUCUACGCCGUGCUCCAGGCGUACCCCUCCAGCACCAUCAACAUCGUCACCAUAGGCCUGUGCGUGCUCCUCGAGAUGACAUGUCUCAGAUAUCUCGGAUACACCAUUGCAAAUGCCUACAAGAGAGCCAAGAUAUUCUCCUUGAAAAUCAUGGGGAAGACGUCUACAUCCAUCAUCAUGGAGGAAAACGAGGCGUCGACUUCAGGUGAGCUCGAACAGUCGAGCGAGUGCAAGACCCAUGCUGAAGCUAGCAGCUCAAAAUGUGGAGAUCCUAUGUAUGGUGGUGACGAAGGGACAACAAGUGAUGUGUCGGUUGUGGAAGCAGAAAUUUUUGAAGCGAGUCGGACAUUGGAGCAAUGUGAAGUUCAUGAAAUAUAUGACCCGGUCGAGGCAGAGGUCGUGCCACCCCUGCAAGCUGAACGUAGAAUGGAUGUCAAAAUCUGAUAUUUUGGUUGGAAGGGACAAUUUUGCCAUUUAUUUGUGAGCCAUUUCUAUUUGCCAUUCUUUUGUUCUGUUUUCAUAGGUAAAGCAACUCAUGUAUUUUGUGACUUGUAUAGUAUUGAAGGGCACCAAGUGCAAAGUGUAAUUAUUUAAUGUUGUGUUGAUUGUAUUAUUAUGUUGUUAUUACUAUGUAUUUCUGUUAAAACUUAAUGUUCUACUGCUAGGCUUGUCAGCUCGUACUGCACAAGAAUGUGUUAAUGUCAGAUAUCAAUUCUUGUAGUUUGCAUUUUUCAGACAUUGAGGAGAAAGGUGUUUUAUGAUACGUUGCGAGGUCAGAGCUGCCAACCAUUACGUUUUUCACGGAAUGAUUCUGUCUUUUUCUCCAAAUUACGAUAGUACGUUUUUUCUUUAUAAAAUCUUCUUUUUUUUCUUCUUCUUUAAAAAAAAAUAAUUUGUACAUACCUCACGUCAAACAACUGCCCUAAAAUGUUGAUUUGAUCACAAAUUCAAUAGAAAACUUAUGUUAAAACAUACUUGGAAGAGAAAAAUACUGUUAUAAAUAACCAUAGGUCCUAAUAAAUAUGGUAAAGAACAGCAUGAGGAAUGGACAUUUCUGCAUUGGAAGUGUGUCCCGCGUGGUUGUAUUAAAGUUUUGUUUCAAUGAAUUCCUUUUUUUAGCCAUCAUGGUUACUUGUUUGGUCGCACAAGGUUGGCAGCUCUGCUUACCGGUAGUAGAUAGGAAUUCUUUGUUUCAAGUUUUUCAAAAAAUAAAAGAAUAUAUAUAUCUUCGUGGGGCAAAGAUAAGUAGUCAUGAAGAGUUGAUGAAGCAAUAAUGUUCUGUGUUUACAAUGCAAAUGUAGAAUAUAGCUAUGAUUAUGUAAUAAUCAAGCCAAAAUGAACAUUAAGUUAACUUGCAAUGAUUCAACCACCGUUAUUUUACAUCUCAGUAGAUUGUAGAUAGUAAAUGUCAUAUCAAGUUUGCAUUAUUUCUAUAUUACUAACAUUAGAACAUGUAUCUCACAUUAAUGACAUAUAGGAAAUUCAAAGUCGCACCUUGCAUUGUGGAUAAAGACAAUGACUACAAUAACUGUAUUUGGCACACAUGUAUUCCACUUAUAUAUAUUGAACAGUUUUUUAGUUUGCUGAGGCAGUAUUUAUACUGUUUCUUUACCAACUAUGUCUAUAUUGAAGUACGGUAAGUAAAUUAAAAAAAUUUA
Strongylocentrotus purpuratus (purple sea urchin) is the source of this 3309-nucleotide messenger RNA. RefSeq lists its product as uncharacterized. Lineage: Eukaryota; Metazoa; Echinodermata; Echinoidea; Camarodonta; Strongylocentrotidae. The transcript has 14 exons. Gene Ontology annotation, molecular function: zinc ion binding. Bases 230 to 2095 code for a protein of 621 amino acids. The record is from RefSeq and is a predicted model, not a curated record.